Messenger RNA from Seminavis robusta, 1270 nucleotides. Lineage: Eukaryota; Bacillariophyta; Bacillariophyceae; Naviculales; Naviculaceae. The record is from the annotation of a GenBank genome assembly.
UCCCUUUUAAGUAAGUGUACUCAGUGAUACGGAGACUUUUAAGUGGAACCUCGGUGGAGCAUUCGCUUUGUUCCCCCACUUCCAAGGAAUCGUUCAUCAAAGGCAAAUAAGCGCAGUGUGGUGAAGGUGAAGUUGCGGUGAUGAGUUGUUGGAGCUUCCAGCUUCGAGCUGUUGUUGGUUGGUGAUCGUUGAUUGUUUCUGUGCAGAGAAAAUGAGAUGCUCCUCGAAAAGCUGCUUGCACACCACGCAAAGGAGCUGAGAUGAUUGCCAAGAGCUCCCAAGUGCCAAGAGAGGCAACUCAACUCAUGGUUGCUGUCGAGUUCAACGGGAAUACAGCUUUUGGAAAGUAGAUGAGGUAAACAUAGGAUUUACUUUCUAAACAUUUAAACAAAUGUUUUACCGCAUCUACCUGCAUUUCAAAGCAGUCCUCGCUUCGGUGCAAUACCACGGGGAAUCUAAGCUCCAACAGGUUCCCACGGUCUCUACCUCUCACAAAUUCAAGGAGCUUCACCUUUGAACCCAACACCAACACCUCACAAACACAACACCAACACAUACAUCACAAACACAAUACUAUGAUGAACAUGAACCAAUUCUUGCUCAACCUUCCUGCCAACGUGACCAUCGUGGUCGACAAUGCUGCUGGGCACAGCUUGGCUGCCAAACUGGAAGAAGACCGCCGUAGAGAAAAGGAAGCCCGCAUGCUGCAACGCUACAUGGACUCCCUAACAGUAGAAGAUGAUGAUGAUGAUGAUUACAGUGAAAGCUCGUGCGAUUCAGAAACGGAAUUCGACAUGGAUGAUAGCACCAGUAUGUCACAAGCAGAACAAGAGUUCAUCUCGUCUUCGUGGAGAUGGACGGGUCAGUGCAAGCCUGUCGCCAGAACUCCUCCCGGUUCUCCAUCGGCAUGCACUCCCAAACGACCAGAGCGCAAACAGUCCGAAAACUCGGCCACAUUGGACCUCAGUGACGAUCAAAAGCAAACUCUCAUGAGCCUCUACAGCCGAUCCAUCAGCCAAAAAAAAAACUUCGACAACAACAACAAGGAAUACAGCUGCACCACGAAGGACUGCAAUAGGGGAGUACUGCGGUUGCCUGCUGCAGCAAGGUUUCCAGCGGAAUAAGCAAGCAGCAAUUGCUGUACACACAGAUAGAUACAGAUAGAUACACAUGGGAAUACUUGUAUUACUAAACUAAAGGAAGGACAUUCAUACUGAACCACUAGCUAGUCUUUCGAACUACUACUAGCUAGCUAAUAUCUUGAGUUUCC